AUGUCGCAGCUUGCGCUCCAGACUCGGAGUGCCCAGGGCUCUACUUCAGAUUUUGGUCCUCCUGCUGCUGAUGCUGGUUUGACGGAUGCUUCUGCGACGGCGACUGGCACUGGCGCCACUGGAACUCCAUCUGGUACAGGCAAUGCAUCUGCUUCCGUUGCCGGUGCUCCUCCUCAAAUUCUGCAUACUCGCCUCCCUCCUCACCAAAAACGUCCUCUCCAUCGGCUUCAAGUUGCAGGUGCCUCCCCCGACUCCUCCUCCUCCUCCUCCCAGGAUAGCCCCACGACAGGCUUCUUGAUCCCGGCUUCCGAUCCUGCAGGCAUUAUUAGCAUCAGCACCACUACAACCACUGCUGCCAGUCACUCUUACGGCACCACUAUUGUGACAAGCCCUCUUCUUACUCCAUCUCCAAGAUCUCCUCGCCGCCUGAUACCCAGCCCUCUUCACGAGAGUACCGCAGUCUCUUCGCCGACAAGCCCCUUUUCGGCGACGUCCUCUUCCUUCUUUUCUUCCUUGGACAGAUUCCCACUGCCGCACUCCAAGACAAUACCUGACAUUAUAACUACGCCAACCGACGAUCUACGCUCGCCUGUCGACCUUCUAGGGGAACCGCAGACAUAUUAUCAAAGUGACUCGUCCAGCUCUUCAACGUCCGAACAUAUUGCACAACGCAGACCGAGAAUAUCACCGCUCCCUUCGAAUGAUAAUCGCAGCGCUUCCGAACCCGUCCUGAUUUCGAGGCCUUCCACAGGCCCGCCCCGAUCUCCAAUGUCUACCUCCGGAGGCUCGGCCGCUGCCUCACGGGGCAACCCGAGCAAGGGUGCGCCACGAAAUUCUUCAAUGGACUCUGCUAUCUCCGCCAUUUCCACCAAAUCUCAGUCCCUGAAAGGCGCUACCUCCAGCCAGUCUGAUACCACAGAUAUCGCCGCGCUGAUCAAGACGGCGGGGAGUCCGGAGGCAGUUAUUCAGUAUCUUUUGAAAGAAAAGCACUCCCAAUCGCAACAAAAUGCGCAGCUAUGGCGUCUCGUCGACAAGCAAAGGGCUAUGAUUUUGGGCCUCAAUAAGGACCUCGAGCGGGCGCUGAAAGACAAGGAAAAAUACCGAAAGAAGUUGAAAGAGGUCGUUUCGGUCCCUGAAACGACGGGAGCUGACGGCUCUAAAACUGGUAGCAAAGUCAUGAAAAUGCCUGUGAGCAAAGGGAUACCGACUGUCGACAUCAGCGCGCCCAAAGAACGUCAGGUUGUGGCGCCAGACUCACCGACGUUGGAUUCCGAUAGUCAAAAACACUCACCUGUGGAUAUGGCAAUGGCACCUUACCCGAUCACUCCGCCAGCAGAUCAGCCAAAUGGGCCCCCGUCAGCAGUCGGGGAACUACUCGAUCCAUCACACGAAAUGCCAAAAGCUCACGAGCACGCAUAUGAUCGAUUCAACCAUGAUGCAGAAGAGCAGGCUGCGGAAACAGUGCGGAGGGAACUUGAGGCAAACCAGCUGGUGGACCUCCCUCUAAACGCAUCUCUCGCACCAUCUCGAAGCCUACCGAGCCAGCCACCAAGCGCUCCUCCCCCGAGACCACCGAGAGCAGCCGAUUCGACGACUGAAGAAGGGCUCUCACAGUUUCCUGUGCCACCCCCACGCAAGCCCCCGCCAGCUCCGUUGCAACUUCAGAACAAGAUUCAACCUGGUGCGGAAGAGGAGGAGAGUGACACCGACUUUGACGACAUUUUGGAGGUUGCCGAAAUCGUCUCCGAGUCGCGCGGGCGACGAAGGACUCGUGAGGAAGAUGACCGUGAUAGGGAGGUCCUGGCCCAACAGGAGGCCGAGAGGAGAAGCCUAUCCAAGAAGAGCAAAUCACAUAACCAGGCUGAGUCACCAACUGAGGCCAUCCCCAUGGCAGCCACGGAAUUGCCCCCCAGUCCGCCAAAACGAAUGCACCGAGAAAAUGCCCCUGCUUCUCUGGCGAGCGUUCUCAGACCCGAUGCCCUUGACGCUCCGCUUUUGAGUCCUGGACUGCCGUCCAGCCCGCGCCCGCUAGGUAUACCGGUGGACAGCCCUGCGGCACCUUUGUCGCCGCGUCCCCCUCGCCAACCGAUACCUCUCCCCCCCGGCCAUUCUCUCCAAACGCCGGUACCCGCUGAACCCCUAGUCUUGACGAGCCCCCAACCACUCAACAUCGUGAAGAAGAGUGGCGAUUCGCAUAGCGAAAAGAGCCGCAUGAGUCCCACCGAGCGCGGCGACCCUAGCCGCAUCUUUAAGGGCUUUGUAACCGAAGAGUACCCUGACUUGCUGCUCUCACCUAAUGUUCUGCCAACGAUCAGGGUCAAGGUUGCGUCUUCACGUAUGAAACCGUCACGAGCAAGCUUGAUUUCCUUGACGCAGCUGGAAGAAGAUCCUGUUUUCACUCUAGCCAUCUUUUCUCGAUCUGAUUCCGGAGAACUUUGGCGAGUCGAGAAGGAUUCAGCCUCGCUUGCGAAGCUGGAUCAAAGAUUGAAGCAGUGUUCAGCUUUCACUGCGAAGACGCCAGAGAGAUCUCUCUUCAGUGGGCAUGCGCCUGCUAAGUUGGACGCACGACGAGUAGCAUUGGACCAGUACUUGGAAGAGCUUUUGGAAACGCCCUUAGACACUGCAAGCGCCUUGGAGCUCUGCAAGUAUCUUUCAACUCACACGCUGCCUCCUAAUUCAGAUGACGCUGGCUCCAUGGAGACCAUGGUUGAGGCUAAGGCCAAAUCAGGACCCGGCGGUCGCCCUUACAGAACUGGAUAUCUCACCAAGCGAGGCAAGAACUUUGGGGGCUGGAAGGCGCGCUUCUUCAUCCUUGAUGGCCCUCAUCUGAAAUACUACGAGACGCCAGGCGGUGCUCACCUCGGUACAAUCAAACUGCCCAGCGCACAAAUCGGCAAGCAGUCACAGAACAACGAGAACCAGUCACCGCAGCAAUCUACGACCUCGGACGACGCCGACAACCAAUAUCGGCACGCCUUCCUUAUUCUAGAACCCAAGAAGAAAGACUCUAGCAGUCACGUCAAACACGUUCUCUGUGCUGAGAGUGACCGGGAAAGAGACCAGUGGGUCGAUGCAUUACUUCGGUGGAUCGACUACAAGGACCCUGAAGAGGAGGGAAACCACGCCGCGAAGCAGCAUGCACAUGAACGCCAAGCUUCUGCCGCUGCCGAACGCGCCGAUAAGAAGAAGCAGCGUUACAAGAAGACGGCUUCGCACCACCAACCAACCGAAUCAGAGAGUCUCAUAGGUGUUCGCUACGACUCCAUGUCACAGGGUGAUCUCCCCCAGCACGGAGCACCAGUACGGCCAAGAGGCCCCGGUCCAAUUCCAGAUAAUGGCCAUCACGCGGAAGCAAUGACAAUGUCCUCGCAGCCGUCGAUGAUGAUUUCAGCGCCGAGAGAUAUGCAAGUCAUUGCCGACUCGGCUCAAUGGGGAAACAAACCAGGACUCGGUGUUCCUGUCAGCGAGGAGAAGAAAUUGAAGAAACGCAGCUUCUUUGGAUUUGGACCCAAGACAAGAUCGUCGUCGGAUGGUCAGGAUUCCUUGUUUGGUGGAAGCGAAGGCGGAUCAUCAACCCCUCCUCAAGGCGGCUACGCAGGACCCAUACGUCAGGCCUUUGGAGCCCCAUUAGCAGAGGCGGUGCGCUACAACCACCCAACCGAUGUAAAUGUGCCACUUCCUGCUGUCGUUUACAGAUGCAUCCAAUAUUUGGAUGCCAAGAAUGCCAUUCUCGAAGAGGGCAUCUUCCGUCUGAGCGGCUCAAACGUCGUCAUCAAGCAGCUCCGUGAGAGAUUCAACACUGAGGGCGACGUUAAUUUGGUUACGGACGAGACUUACUAUGAUAUCCAUGCUGUUGCUUCCUUGUUGAAGCUGUACCUACGCGAACUGCCAACGACCAUACUUACUAGGGAUCUUCAUCUUGAGUUUUUGGCAGUCACUGAGAUGUCCGGGCUGAAGGAGAAAAUCCUCGCUCUCUCUGAGCUGGUUCUAAGGCUACCUCAAGCUAACGCCACGCUGUUGAAGUAUCUUAUUGCCUUCCUGAUCAAGAUUAUCAAUAACGCCGACAUUAACAAAAUGACGGUUCGCAAUGUGGGCAUCGUGUUCUCGCCAACAUUGAACAUACCGGCCCCUGUGUUUGCCAUGCUCUUGCAGAAUUAUUCAGGGAUUUUUGGCCUUGAGCCCGAAGAAUAUGAACUACCGUCGUCCUUCGACGGAGAAUCGGGACGCGAGAGAUCUGGCUCGUUGCCCAGCAUGGCCAGUGGGCUCCCUAGCCGGCCCUCAUUUGACCCGCAGCAGGCGCGACCCUCUACCUCUGCAGGAUCAAGCCAGUCACCUCACCGGCAAAGACUCUUGGAGGCCAUGACAGGCCAGCAACGAUCUGGUGGCACCCCUCCUCCACUUCUUCAAGAACUGCACAGCGCUCGAUCUUCGCCCACUCCACCACCGAAUUAUCCUGUUUCUCGUACCACAGCCUAUGAGCCGCAGUACAUGCCACAAGGGUACGAGACGAACGGUUACCAUGGCGUAGCUCGGGGCUACGACAAUGGAUCUUCUGGUUAUGACCAGCAACAUAAACGUCGAGAAAGCGCCAUCUUCAUGGGCAACGUGAUGGGCCUAAACCCUCAAAGCUCCAAGAGCCGACUACGAGAGGAGACUCGAUUCUAG
This is a messenger RNA of Colletotrichum truncatum, 4665 nucleotides long. Its product is annotated as RhoGAP domain-containing protein. Gene Ontology annotation, biological process: signal transduction; regulation of GTPase activity. Lineage: Eukaryota; Fungi; Ascomycota; Sordariomycetes; Glomerellales; Glomerellaceae. The record is from RefSeq and is a predicted model, not a curated record. Gene Ontology annotation, cellular component: cytoplasm. Gene Ontology annotation, molecular function: phosphatidylinositol binding.